AUGAUCAAGCUGUGGUCAGUGAAUAAUUUCCUGAUGACGGGCCCCAAGGCCUAUCUCAUCUACUCCAGCAGUGUGGCUGCUGGGGCACAGAGUGGCAUUGAGGAGUGCAAGUUCCAGUUUGCCUGGGAUCGCUGGAACUGCCCUGAGCGGGCAUUGCAACUCUCCAGCCAUGGCGGGCUGCGCAGCGCAAACCGAGAAACUGCCUUUGUCCAUGCCAUCAGCUCUGCAGGUGUCAUGUACACACUGACCCGGAACUGCAGCCUGGGGGAUUUUGACAACUGUGGCUGUGAUGACUCCCGCAAUGGGCAGCUUGGUGGGCAAGGCUGGCUGUGGGGAGGCUGCAGCGAUAAUGUGGGCUUUGGGGAAGCCAUCUCCAAGCAGUUUGUGGAUGCCCUGGAAACUGGACAAGAUGCCAGAGCUGCUAUGAACCUGCACAACAAUGAGGCAGGAAGAAAGGCUGUCAAAGGGACCAUGAAGCGGACUUGUAAAUGCCACGGUGUGUCAGGAAGUUGUACCACACAGACCUGCUGGCUGCAGCUGCCCGAGUUCCGCGAGGUUGGCACUUACCUCAAGGAGAGGUACCACAAGGCCUUGAAGGUGGAUUUGCUGCAGGGGGUGGGGAACAGCGCUGCCAGCCGGGGAGCCAUUGCUGAGACCUUCAGCUCGAUCUCCAAGAAGGAGCUGGUCCAUUUAGAAGAUUCUCCUGACUACUGCCUGGAGAACAAGACGCUGGGGCUGCUGGGCACGGAGGGCCGGGAGUGUCUGAAGAGAGGCAAGGCACUCAGCAAGUGGGAAAAGCGGAGCUGCCGGCGGCUGUGUGGGGACUGCGGGCUGGCGGUGGAGGAGAGACGGGCUGAGAUGGUGUCCAGCUGCAACUGCAAGUUCCACUGGUGCUGUGCUGUGCGCUGUGAGCAGUGCCGCAAACGGGUCACCAAGUACUUCUGUGUCCGCAAAGAGAAGCGGGAGCGGAGCGGGGGUGGCGGGGCCAGCCGCAAGCUCAAAAGGAAGCUCUAACUGCCCCUUGCUCCCCCAUGGUCCUGUCUGCCCCUCCUCUCUUCUUCUUCCCUUCCUACUUCCCUUGGCACCAUUUCCUUCUGGGUUAGUUUUAUCUCAUUUCCAAGCAAGGCCCCUUCAUCCAACAUCACCUCACUGUGUAGCUCGGACAAGGCAGAAGAGCUUCUGCAAUCCCUCAGCCAUGCAGUGCAUUUCCUGGUAAUGCAGUGGCUGAGGACUUCUGGGAAGGCACUUAAGUGUUAACAUAACCAGGUGAGAUUUGGUCCCUUCAGCCCAGGGUCACUCUAUCUAUCCAGUGACUAUAGUUUUACAGCUGAAAAACCAGCUGCCCUCUGUAGCUUCUGCUCUUUUCAGCUUGCCUGCUCCCCAGACUAGUACAGUUUACACUGCUUCAGUCCUUUCAGCAAGUAAGAUCAACACUUGGGAAAGCAACUCAGAUGGCAUCCCCAGAGCACUCAGGGUGGUAGUCCCUAAAAAGACUUCUCAUGCCAUAAAAAAAUUGAAUCCCUCUAAGAAAAAUAGUACUGCCUUUUAUUAAACCCUGCACUAUGAGGAAAAUGUAUGCAACUGCUUCCUGCAGCAAGCCAGCUACCUGGGCAUCACCUCCUGCCUUUUACAGCCUAAUUCAGCUCUCCUGUGCAGCAAGAUUCCAGCUCAUUAAAUAUUUAUCCUAGGAAGGGAUCACGCCACUCGCUUUUUUCUAUGCUUAUUUUGAAUCUUCUAAGCCACCAGUCCUGUCCCCUCUUCUCACCCCAGCCACCCUGACUGAUGCCAUACCAACACUCUCACACUUGUACAGUACACCUUCCCUCCCCAUUUUCUCCCAGAGAGGAACUGGCAGCUGAGCCCAUUCCCCUCCUGGUGUACUUGCUGAGCACUCACCUGUCAACUAACUAACUAUAUACUUCCUCCUAGUCUGAGAAAAAGUCAGUUACUAUUUAAUGGUGUUGUAAAUAGGAAAGUGAAGCACUUUGAAGUUUAAUUUAUUGCACAGUUACUGUGAUGUAUACAUAACAGUUUUUCCUCUACAUCUUAUUGUAUAUAUUCUAUAGGCUAAGCAAGCAGCAGGAAGACUUAGUUGAUGCAUCUCUUUUCCCUUGUCGUGGCUGAGGGCAGGGAGGGGGGAGGCUGUCAGCUGCAGACCCAGGGGAAGCUCACUGCACCCUCAGUGAUGUCCUUGGGCUGUAAAUUUAUAUUCUACUUUGUUGUUUGAAGUAUCUUUAGACAUAUGAGAAGCCAGCAGAGUUAAGUUACUGGCCAUUAGACCUGUCUUGUAGCUAAUAUUUGUAAAGGAAUAGCCAAUGCAAUAAAUCAGUAGCCAAGUGCUUGCAAAACUCCGUCGUGUUCAAUUGCAUGUGUGGAUGCAUGCAGCUACAGCUCUGGAGACUAUAACUGAGCCCCUUGCUCAUCUGUUCAGCACAAAAAGAGCUGAUCAGUUCCCCUACCUCAGCCCCUACCACCAUAAGAGAGGGCUUGCUCUCUCCUGCAACACACCUGAGCCUAGAGGAAAAGGAGGUGGGAGGGAGGCAGAGGGGCCCAGUUACCCAUUUCAGACCCACAGAAGACACUCAGCAGUCUGUAUGAAUCUCAGUUAUCAACUAUCCUCUUCAUCUCUGGUCUACGUUGGUGGAGAUGGGCAUUCAGACCCAGGGCAACCUGAGGUCUUGCCAGAGAAAGAGACUCCACAGCAUGCAGGAAUCCGGCAAAUUUCAAGAAAUCAUCUCAGCCAAUUCUCAGGGUUCCUGUUAACAUGUGGCUCACCACCCUGUCCUCUGCUUCCCCGUGCUGGGGCUGCAUCCUGGGGCAGGAGGGCGAAGAGACACAGAGAGGGCCUGCCUGACAGAGCUGGCCCGAGGACAGGUGUAAGGCACAGAACAGAGCUUCCACUCCUUGCUCUCUGUGCCCCCACUGCCACUGCGUGCCAUACCCCACACAAGCAUCCCGUGCAGGCCGGGGACGAGGCUGGGAUGCACCCACGGGAUGCAGUGAUGCGGGAACGGCCCCCAUCUCCACAUUCCCUGAGCGAGGAGCACGCAGGGAGCACUGCGAGCAGGGCCCCACCAGCACGCAUCGCUUCCUGCGGGACAAAAUGGCGGCAGCGCAGCUGCAAAAUGUGCUGACCUCAGCAGCAGGUCGGGGCCCGGAGAGGUCCCCCUCCCCAGCCCUGAGCAGUAAAGGCACUGCGGCCAUUGUGCGGUGGGAUUGGAUGCUUCCAUGUAUUCAUUUCGGUUUAAUGAAGGCGCAUUCCUCAGAGGAGAAAUAUUUACACUCAGCUUCCCAGGUGGUCACCUUCGCCCAGAUGACACACAAACAGGCACCCCCCGCUCCCUUUUCCAAUCCAAACCUCUUUAGAGGUCUCCAGGAGGAGGGGGGCUGCCGGGGAGAAGAACAGAAAAGGGAACAAAAUGCUAAUAAAUCAGCCAGCCGGCCCUUUUCCCCUCCCCUCUGCGGAGUCAAUGGAAAGUGUCAUUUCACAUGCUAAUCCCCCUCCGCUCUCUUCACAACACCUUUUCCGAAAAGUGUUUGGGAAAAGUCCUUGUGGGCCGCUUACAGCUCCCUGCCGCUUCGGAUUCCUUCUUGUCUAAGGCCGCGGCCCCCGUGUGGGUCUCUCCCUCCAGCAGGGCUCCAUACAAAAAAAAAUCCCAACAAAGACUUUGGAGUUCAUCAGCCUCCCACUGAAAUUCACAGCUGCUGAACAAACUAAUCCCCUCUCUUGGCCUUUCUUCCUUUCAAUGGGUUCUUGGCUUCAAAGACACUUUGGGAAAGGACUUUGUAGGGACUCACACUGCUCCCUCAAUAGAAGUUAGUGCAAGCAUUAUCUUCAGAGCAAGUGGCUUUACAAACAAAUACUGCCUAACAAUCUCUGCCCCUGCAGCUCCCCCAAACACACACAAACCUAGCCCGCAGACAUGAUGUUAUCUGCAACAGGAUUAGAGCCCCGUUCUCCAAGCUCAGGGAACCCUUCCUCCUGCCUCCCUGUUCUUUGUCAACCCAAAGGCCUUCUCAUCACUCAACAGAAAAGGUUUUUUCCACGCUGAGCCGCACAGGGAUGCUGCGGCAGCAUGUGCACGCAUGGGGAGGAAGCAUGGCUGCACACUGGUACCUGCUGCAACUGAAGCAGCGGAACCUGUGAGGCAGCAGAAAGCCCCGGGGCCACAGAGAUGGAGGUCUGCCACCAGCCUCCCUGGGAACUCUGAGCAGGUCACCUCGCUGCCUGGUUUCCCUAACAAAUUUCAGGGAUGGAGCUCACCUGAAGCAGAACUGAGCAACAGUGGGACAGAGGGGACAAGAAAGGACUCGCAGCAAAAGAAGGAUGAAGAGCUGGUCUCUGCAUGAACCCAUGAGUGGCAGGAGCAGUGCAUGCAGGAGGAAACUGAAGUCCAAGGCAUCCAAGAAACACGGAAAAAAAUCUUUACUUCUCAGUGUUACAAGUAGCCUGACUUAAAGAAGCGAAAGGGCUGGGCUGCACAGGUGCUACAAUGAAGUCCAGAAUGGCAGUCUGCCAACUACCAGGUUUGUUAAAUUACCACAAAACACCUAAGAACCCUUGUAUACUCGCUAGGCAAAUGGAUGUCACUGGCUACCUGCUUGCUUGUUCAGCAACAGAAGGGUCGCAACAUUAGUGCAGUCCUUAAUCAUCAGCCUGCACCUCUCUGACAGGGGAAAGCUGGGAGGCAACACUGGCUGCCAACUGCUCCCACUUCGCUGCUGCACCUCUGCAAGUCUCCCUGACACUGAAGCAGAAAUAACAAAGGCUGUUUUUCCCUGAAUGCAUGUACUGUCACUCUAAUACCCUAAAAGCCUCAUAAGCUCUGCUCCCUUCCCUGCAAUGGGUCUUCAAAUUUUUCCCAUCCAAUCUUUUUCAACCUUUACUACUAGCAAGCCCUCUAACCACAAGCUGUGUAAUACAGCCCUGCACGUUUCAGUUUUCUGCCUUCUGAUGGCUGAUCUGUACAAGCAUACUAGCUAGCGACCUAGCAGCAUAUAGAAAGAUUACAGCAUUCUCUCCACUUUAUCUCAGUUCUGAUGUUCCAUUUCAGCCUUCUUACAUCCUUAAAAGAUUACCUGAAAUCAGCCAACAGAUUUAGAAGUUAUUAACUAGAAGCAAGGAUUGACAGUUCAGCUGCAUACAUUUGAUUUCUGCAAAGGUCAGAUCAGCAUGCUAAUUUAAGCGUAACUGCUUUGGUGGCGUAACAGUGACUUCCAACAGGAGAGGAUCUGAUCAGGGGCUCCUUACUUACUGAUGCCUUUCCAACUCCUAAAGUGAAAUAUAAAAUCCCCAAAACCACUGUGAUUCCCCAGGAGAACUCCAGACAUCUCCCAGACCCUCUUGUGCCUGACACAGAUGGAUAGUCACUGCUGAGGACAGUCACUGUAGAACAGAUCUCUGGCCCUGCAGCCCCAGGAGCAGGUAAGGCCUGAAGUCUCACCACACCAGGAUGUUUGCUGCCCAUACCAGCAGAGCCCAUGAUCUGGUUUGCCCCAUACCAUUGAAAACCUGCUCC
Lagopus muta (rock ptarmigan) is the source of this 5519-nucleotide messenger RNA. RefSeq names its product Wnt family member 8B (gene WNT8B). The record is from RefSeq and is a predicted model, not a curated record. NCBI's taxonomy places the organism in Eukaryota, Metazoa, Chordata, Aves, Galliformes, Phasianidae. Gene Ontology annotation, molecular function: cytokine activity; frizzled binding. Gene Ontology annotation, biological process: neuron differentiation; canonical Wnt signaling pathway; multicellular organism development. Gene Ontology annotation, cellular component: extracellular region. The coding region runs from base 1 to 1014 and encodes 337 amino acids. The transcript is spliced from 6 exons.